Amphimedon queenslandica is the source of this 811-nucleotide messenger RNA. RefSeq lists its product as uncharacterized. Lineage: Eukaryota; Metazoa; Porifera; Demospongiae; Haplosclerida; Niphatidae. Bases 43 to 663 code for a protein of 206 amino acids. The record is from RefSeq and is a predicted model, not a curated record. The transcript has 3 exons.
UUUAGUUCAAUUGCAGAUACAACUCUGUUUAAGAAUACUAUCAUGCCUAGUGAAGCCUUAGUCAAGCAGAUCUUUUCAGUAGCUUCUUUUGUGAUACUUCUAGUGUCAUUGGGAGCUGCUGGUACUUCUCUUGGUCUACUUCAGGCUAACACUGAUAAUGGGGUAAGAUGCUUUUUCUUCGUUUCUUAUACUCAAGCUAUGAACACAAGUCUGGUGAAUUAUAAUGUACCCACUUGUAAGUUGGGUAUAGCAAGUGCUACCAUUGCCAUCAUAUGUCUGGCUCUGCUAACUGCCAUUGAGCUAUUCAGUCUUUUAUUUGAAAUAAAUGCAAAAACGUUGAUUGCUAAGAUUCUCCAAAUUGGAUUCUUUUCUGGUUCUAUUUUGUUUCUAUUCAUUACCACAGUGGUGGUUUCAGCUGGUUGGGGAAAGACCUGUGCUACAAACAAAAAUAUAACAAAAACUGGUGCUGAUACUUAUUUUGACUGCACUGGACCACAAUACCUCUCUGGUCUUGGACCUUUGGCACCAAAUGGUGCAGAAAUCAUAACUGCAGCCGCAUUUGCUGGUAUUGGUGUUCUGUUAACUAUUGUAGCUCUUGUUCUCUUUAUUGUAAAGCAGAUGAAGUCAAAGACUAAUUAUGGAAAUCUUACUCCAAAUAACUGAACACAACUAGAACUAACCAUUUAUUAGUGACUUUGAUUAUUGCUGAUCUCUUUUCUUCUUUUAAAAAUAUUGAGCCAGUGUAUUGUAUAAAUAAUAUAGACUAUACUUGAAGCAAACUAUAUUUAGUCUUAUCUAAGAUUUUUGAGUA